CUCCUCGUCCUCCAAGUGGCUUUGAGGCGCCCGCUGUGGCUCCGGGGUGGCACGGGCUGGCGUGCCGGUGCGGCGGGGAUUGGCUGGGGCUGGCGCGUGGGCUCCUGCGGCUGGAGCUCCCCUGGCAGAACCAGAGCCAGAGUCGGCUCCAGGCAGAGCCGGGACUGCUCCGGCUGCCCUGCUCCGGGCGUAGGGGAGCUGCCCUCGGCACUGGCUGCCUGCCCAGUACCGGGGAGCCCACUGCUCGGCCAGCGCACCUGUCUGGGCUCCGUGCGCUCCUGCCUGACCUCUGCCCGUCCCUGCCUUGCCCUCCCGGAGCUGGUGGCAUCCUGCGUGGGACCCCCGCGGCAUGGGGACGGUCAGCGAGCUCUGCGCCUCCAGUUUCCAGGCGUUCCUCUGCCCCUCGGUGGCUGCCAAGGCAGUGCCCAGUGACUUGACGCCAGAGGAGUGCCAGGAGCUGGAGAACAUCCGCCGCCGAAAGCAGGAGCUGCUGGCUGACAUACAGCGCCUCAAGGAUGAGAUAGCAGAAGUGACGAAUGAGAUCGAGAACCUGGGCUCCACGGAGGAGAGGAAAAACAUGCAGAGGAACAAGCAGGUGGCCAUGGGCAGGAAGAAGUUCAACAUGGAUCCCAAGAAGGGCAUCCAGUUCCUGAUUGAGAACGACCUGCUGAAGAACACAUGUGAGGACAUUGCGCAGUUCCUGUACAAGGGAGAGGGCCUCAACAAGACAGCCAUCGGCGACUACCUGGGCGAGAGGGAUGAGUUCAACAUCCAAGUCCUGCAUGCCUUCGUGGAGCUGCAUGAAUUCACUGACCUCAACCUUGUGCAGGCCCUGCGGCAGUUCCUGUGGAGCUUCCGGCUGCCAGGGGAGGCACAGAAGAUUGACCGGAUGAUGGAGGCCUUUGCCCAGCGGUACUGCCAGUGCAACCCCGGUGUCUUCCAGUCCACAGACACCUGCUACGUGCUGUCCUUUGCCAUCAUCAUGCUGAACACGAGCCUGCACAAUCCCAACGUGAAGGACAAGCCCACGGCGGAGCGAUUCAUCGCCAUGAACCGCGGCAUUAAUGACGGGGGGGACCUGCCUGAGGAGCUGCUCCAGAACCUGUAUGAGAGCAUCAAGAAUGAGCCCUUCAAAAUCCCUGAGGAUGACGGCAAUGACCUCACCCACACCUUCUUCAACCCUGACCGGGAGGGCUGGCUCCUGAAGCUCGGAGGCAGGGUGAAGACGUGGAAGCGGCGCUGGUUCAUCCUGACGGACAACUGCCUUUACUACUUCGAGUACACAACGGAUAAGGAGCCCCGUGGCAUCAUCCCCCUGGAGAACCUGAGCAUCCGCGAGGUGGAGGACUCAAAGAAGCCGAACUGCUUUGAGCUCUACAUCCCUGACAACAAGGACCAGGUGAUCAAGGCCUGCAAGACAGAGGCAGAUGGGCGCGUGGUGGAGGGGAACCACACCGUGUAUCGCAUCUCUGCCCCCACGCCCGAGGAGAAGGAGGAGUGGAUCAAGUGCAUCAAGGCCGCCAUCAGCCGGGACCCCUUCUACGAGAUGCUGGCUGCCAGGAAGAAGAAGGUCUCGUCCACCAAGCGGCACUAGCAGCCAGACUGGCCCUGCAAGGCCAGCCCAAGUGCUCCCCUGUCCUGGGGGCAUGUGGGGUGGGGGCCACGCUGCACGCUGGCCCUUGAGGCCCGGGGCCCAGCUUCAGCUUAGCCAUUUCUUACUGCGGGGGGAGGGAAGGGGCACGGGCAUCUCAGUGACUCUGCCCCCGUCACUGCCUCAUCACCUGAGAGCGUCCUCAGAGGCUCAGGUUGGAACACAGCCCCCCUGGGAGCCCUGGCCUGAGCACCAUGGGCACCCUCCCUGCCUCUGACCCCCAACAAGCCUGCAACCUCAUGGCACUGGGUCCCCAACACCCGUGCUCAGACACUCUUGGGGUGUUGGGCAGGAGGGCGGGCAGCUGUUGGUGAGCAGCUGGUGGUUUUGGGGUGCCACAGGUGCUGGGGUGCAGGUGCCAGCCCUGCAGAGAGAGAUACAGCUCCUGGCCCUCGUUGUAGCGGGCCUGGGUCUGUCCUGGGCGUCCCCACGCUGCUGCCUUGGACCCUCCCAGCCCCCCCUGCACUGGAGUGGUCCCCAGACACAGGAGGGACGAAGGGCGGGGACUGGUGGCGAGCCGUGGUGCCACGCAGGGCGGGGAUGUGCCCUCACCCAGCUGUGGGAGCCGUGGCUGGGAUGUGGCAGCACUCGGUGGCAUUGCCCCAGCACAUCCCUGUGCCAGGGCCGUGUGCCAGGCUGGCAUGGUGCCCUGGUGGAGCCUGCCCUCGGGAUGGCUGCUGCUGGGGGGCUGGCUGCGGCCCCAGCUCUCUCUCUGCCUCACAAUCGCCUGUGUCUUGUCCUGUCCCCAUCCCCACGCACGGUCUGGAGGCGCCUGGAUCAGUAUUAGCCUAUUUAUCAGAGGUGUAAAUACUCCUGUAUAGUUUUCUCCUUGUAGAUUAUUUUGUAUGUGGGUGGUUCAGUGCAGAGGCCUCACAGGAGUGGGGCGGGUGGGCAGGAUUUUUUAUUCUAACCUUUUUUUUCUUUUUUUUUUUUUUAAUUUGCCAUGGCCUUGUAAACUAGUGCUGAAGAUCAGCAACAAAUAAAUACUUGC
Molecule: messenger RNA, 2642 nt
Organism: Melozone crissalis (California towhee)
Lineage: Eukaryota; Metazoa; Chordata; Aves; Passeriformes; Passerellidae
Gene: CYTH1
Product: cytohesin 1
Exons: 13
Coding region: 350-1594 (414 amino acids)
Biological process (GO): regulation of ARF protein signal transduction
Molecular function (GO): guanyl-nucleotide exchange factor activity
Source: RefSeq, a predicted model, not a curated record